Molecule: messenger RNA, 18469 nt
Organism: Loxodonta africana (African savanna elephant)
Lineage: Eukaryota; Metazoa; Chordata; Mammalia; Proboscidea; Elephantidae
Exons: 2
Coding region: 14024-15169 (381 amino acids)
Source: RefSeq, a predicted model, not a curated record
UUUCUGCAAAAACUGGUAAGAACUCUCGCUUCACCUUAACCGGCUGCUGCCACCUGUAGAGGAAGGCAGCUAAGGGUGGCUCUGAUGGGGCAUCUGUCACGGCAGAAGAACUUUCUCUAGGAGCUGGACAGAAAUCAGCCCUGGAGGAAGGCAGCUAAGGGUGGCUCUGAUGGGGCAUCUGUCACGGCAGAAAACCUUUCUCUAGGAGCUGGACAGAAAUCAGCCCUGUAUUCCAUACAGAACAUGCCAGAGAUAAGGACCGCUGGGCCUCGCUUUCCAAAACUAGUUCUCAACAGUUGACAUGAGUACUCCCUUUGCUGUGCUGUGCUGUGCUGUGCUGUGGUCCAGGCCCGCUAUAAUUUAGUGUCUGAAGACUAGUUCAGACCAGCAUAAAAAGUCCUAGGGGAGGAUUACUAAUAUAUAGGACAUUUUAAUGUCAUCUUCUUUAUAUCUCUGGAACUAAUCUCUGUUGAAAAGCUUACACUCAAUUGCAAAAGUUAUGGAAAAUAGACUAAUGACAAAAUACUUGUUUUCAUAUAAACAUGUUUUCCCAUUCUAGUGCUCUUUUUUCCUUAACCCAUGGCCCAUUGAGUCAAUUCCGACUCAUGGCGACCCUAUAGGACAGAGGAGAACUGCCCCAUAGAGUUUCCAAGGAGCUCCUGGUGGAUUUGAACUGCUGACCUCUUGGUUAGCAGCCGUAGCACUUCACCGCUACGCCACCAGGGUUUCCAGUGAUUCUCCAGAGAGCCCGAAUUUGGCAGUUUCUCUCAGUAUGCCCUGAUGUUCCUCGUCUCUAAAACAGUGAAAAUGUUAUGAUCUAUUUUAAUUAUGUGUUUCUCUGUGGCAGGUAUCCCAAAUCCAGAAGCUAUAACUGCCAUAGGUUUUUAUUUGAAAGCUUACUUUUUCAUGGAGAAUAGAGUAUCAAGUUACUUUUUAAAAUGAACUAAACUUUGGUCCCUGGAGGAACUCAGGGUUUACUUCCCUCCUUCCUGAUUCCCAGCUUGAUUCAUUUUGUUGUAUUAUUAACUUCGUUUACCUUCGUUCCUGCUGGAGACCACAAUAUUACUAUACAAGCCAAAUCAGAUUUAAUGAGAAAGACUUCACAGAAUGCUAUCAGACACGUCACCAAGCUCAAGCUAGGUGAUGCAUCCUGGCUUCCUUUAAUAUCCUAACAUAAUGAGUCCAUAAAACCAGAGCAAUCCCUCUCAUGUCACUUGACUAAUGAUAACAAUUUGGACUUACAUGAGACCUCAGAGUGUUUUUUGAAAUGUCAAUUUCUUAGAGAAUGAUGGAUACUAAUAAUACAAGUUGUAUUUUCAUUUCUGAUUACUGAGAGUGUCUUCUCAGAGAGAAUGCAAGAGGACCAUAUUCCUGGCAACCCUAAAUACAGAGGCAGAUAGAGACUGAAGGAUAUGAGCACAGGGCCCUUUGAGUCAUCCUCCACCCACGUCAGUAGCCUAGCAUGUGAAAUGUGAAUAGCGGGUGUGCCUACUGUGAUUUUUCAGUAAAAUGACAUAAAAGAAAGCCUGUUCAUGGAAAAGGUGUGUUUUUUAUUGUUGGUGGUGAUGGUGGUGUUUUUAUGUCAAGGUAUAUUUUGACACGGUGGCCGUUUGGCUGAAGCGUGGAACAGAUAGUUGCAUGGAUAAUGAUUUGAAAAGCUGCACCCCAACAUCAGUUUAUGUCCUAUGUGUGUGCCUGAAUUGCCAUGGCUCAUAGAUCCCAUCCCAGUUUUGCCCCUGCCUUCCCUGCUAUCCCUCCCUGCCAAGGCCCAAAGAAACCCUACCUGCUCAUAGUUGGUGGUCCGCCUCUACGUACCUGAGGAAUCUCAGGUCUGCGUCCCUGCUUCACAGUUGAAUUUACAUAUUUGUUCAUAACUUUUUUUUAGAGCACCUUACUUGUGCCGGUCACUGUACAGGGCACUCGGGAGAUUCAGGGGUGAAGCCAGUGGGGAUUUUGUCUCAAGAGGCUUAGUUAGGAAGACCAGACAUGUAAAAAAAUAAAAAACACCUUUGCCAUUGAGUCAAUUUCAUGUCCGAGUAGAACUUCCCUAUAGGGUUUCCAAGGCUAUAAUCUUCAUGGAAGCAGACUGCUAACUCUUUCCCCCGUGGAGCAGCUGGGUGGUUCAAGCCAGCCUUUCAGUUUACAGCCAAGUGCUUAACCACUGAGCCACCAGGGCUCCUUCCAGGUGUGUAAAUGAUGUAAGAAAUACAAUACAUAGUGGCAGAGGAGAGAACGUGGUUGCAGAGAAGAGAGAAAUUGCUCCUGGGUGGAGGAUUAAGGAAGGCUUCAUGGAAGAGAUCACAACUAAUAACCAAAGGAUAAGAAAGCUCAUGGAGUCACAGGACUCACAGCCACCCACUUCCACCUUCCUGCUAGCCCAGGGACAGAGGCCCUCUCGUGAGCCACCCGAGUGACCCCACCUUUUCAACAUUAUCAAAAAUCCAGGCAAACUUUUAGGUUCCUCUGGCUUUCUCUGGCCAUUUCUUCCCUUGGUGGAGAAUCUGCUUCAUUUGGCUGCUAACGUGAACAGCUGCCAUCGCUGCCACGUGUGGCCAAGACAACACGAGGUUCUGCAGUGGUAGCUGAACAGAGACUUUGAGUGCCUCCAAGGAAGAACUAGAUCUGCAGGUAAGGGCCUGCAGGGCAAUGUGGAGCACUGUGCAUCUGUUCCCCGAUACUCUUUGAUGCUCUUUAAUCUCUCUCUGUUAUAGCAAGCAUUGCUUUGGUACAAAAUGAUACAGUUCAUUUGCCUCUGUUUAGGUCCCUCCCCAAAAUUCUCUUUGGUUUUUUUUUUUUUUUUGGUUUGGUUUUUGUGGUUCCCCAGGAUUUUUUUCUUUUUUAAUUUUUGGUAAAAAUACACACAACAAAAAAACAUGUACCCAUCCAACAACUUCUCUACGUGUAGCUCAGUGGCGUUGGUUUCAUUCUUCACAUUGUGUCACCAUUCCUGUUAUCUCUACCCAUGUUGUGUCACCACCAUUAACUUUUACUCUCUGUGCCCCUUAAAGUUCUCAUCUGUGCUUUAGAAUGACUCUUGUCAAUUUGAUUUCUUAUAGAUAAUUCUGUAAAACAGCACAAUGAUCAAAGUCAACAUUCUGUAUUAAUGUUGUCAUUUAGCUUUAAGAUGACUUGAUGGGAUAGUUUUGGUUCAAGGUAAAGAUUAUUUCAGGCAAUAGGUUCGGGGCUUUCCCCAGCCUCAGUGGAUCCAGUGAGUCUGGUUUCUAUAAGAAUUUGAUGUUCUGUUCUGCAUUUUUCCUGCUUUUGAUCAGGGUCCAUCUACUGGGUCCUUGAUCAAAACAUUCAGUAAUGGUAGCCAGGCACCAACAUUUCUUCUGGUCUCAUGGCAAAGGAGGUGGUAGUUCAUGGAGGCAAUUAGACCUGCAGUCCCUUUCCCUCUCUGAUUCCUGGGCCUCCUUGUAUUAUUCCAGGCAAAUAGAGACCAGUUGUAUCUUCGGUGAUCGCUUACUAGCUUUUAAGACCCCAGGCACUACUUACUGAACUAAGAGGUAGAACAGAAACUCUGAAGACAACAUUAGACUGGAUAGACCCCCAAAACCAUGACCGUAAAGCUUCAAACCAAGAAGUCUAGUCCCAUGAGGUGUUUAAUUGUUCCUAAGUAGUUUUUUUUUUUUUUUUUUUUUUAAGUAGUAUCAACAGGUGCAGCCUUUUGGGGGAGGGGGGAGAGGGGCUGUCGUUGUUGUGAAAUAAUAUAUAACACCAUAGCUUAGUGAUAUCAGUUACGUUAGUCAAGUGGUAUAUCCAUCACCCUUAGUCAAUGCCAGUUUUCCCAUCACAAUAGACAGAAACUCACUACUUCCCAGAGAUUGAUUCCCCCUUCCUCCCCCUUCCACUCCUGAUAAGGACUAGUGAUUGUUGGUGUCUGUAUAUUUUUUUUUUUACCUGUUCUUGUCAGGGUCGCUAUGAGUCCGAAUUGACUCAACGGCAGUAGGUUUGGUUUGGUUUUUCGGAUCAUUUCAUUUAAGUGAGACGACACGAUAUUUGUCCUUUUGUGAUUGGUUUAUUUCACUUACAUUAUAUCUUCGGGGUUCAUCCAAGUUAUGGCAUGUUUCAGGACUUCAUUUUUCUUUAAGGCUGAGUAGUAUUCCGUUGUGCGUGUGUACCAUAUUUUGUUUGUCCAUUAUCUGUUGGGUUAACUUGGGUUGUAUUGUGAAUGGUGCUGCAGUGAACAUAGGCAUACAUACGUAUCUGCUCGUGUCACAACUUCAAGGUCCCUAGGGUGUAUACCUACCUAGGGGUGGAAUUGCUGGUCAAGUGGUGCAGUUUCUAAUCUUUUGAGGGAUCCCCAUACUGUUUUCUGCAAUAGUUGUACCAUUUUACAUUCCCACCAACAGUGUGUCAGGGCUCCAAACUCCUCACUUCCUCGGCAUUAUUUGCUGCUUUCUGUUUUAUUGAUCAUUGCCAUUGUAGUAGGGAUGAGGUAGUGUCUCAUUGUAAUUGUGAUUUUUAUUUCACUAGUGGCUAAUGACUACUGUUACCCACUCCCAUCAAGCCUAUUCCAACUCCUAGCAACCCUAUAGGACAGAAUAGAACUGCCCCAUAGGAUUUCCAAGGCUGCAAACUUUGCAGAAGCAGACUACUGCAUCUUUCUCCUAUGGAGCUGCUGGUGGCUUCAACCUUUCUGUUAGCAGCCAAGUGCUUAACCACUGUACCACGAGGACUCCAUGAAAGUAGUAGAGAGUCAUUGAAAAAGUGGAAGAUCCCUACAACUAGAUGGACUGACAUGGUGGCUACAAUAAUGGUGAGGAUGGUGCAGGGCCGGGCAGCAUUUCAUUCUGUCAUACAUAGGGUCACUAUGAGUUGGAACCACCACCUAACAACAGCACUUAACAACAACAGCACCUAUCAAAAACAGCACCUAACACCAGCACUUAACAACAACAGCGCCUAACAACAACAGCACCUAACACCAGCACCUAACAAGAACAACAAUGGCUAAUGAUGAUGAGCAAGGUUUCUUAGGUUUGUCGGCCACCUGAAUAUCCUUUUUGUGAAGUGUUUGUUCAUGUCCUUUGCUCAUUUUUUAUUAUUAUUAUUGAGUUAUUUGUCUUUUUCUUAUUGUAAAAGUUUUAUACAGGUUUUGAAUAUUAGACCCUUAUUGGAUGUAUUGUUCCCAGCAAUUUUUUCCCAGUCUAUAGGUUGUCUUUUUACUCUUUUGAUAAAGUCUUUGGAUGAGAAUAAAUUUCUGUUGUUUUAAGUCUUAAUUAUCUAGUGCUGCUAUAGAAGAAAUGCCACAUGCCUGAGGUCUUAAAAGCUAGUAAGCGGUCAUCUCAGAUGCAUCAAUUGGUCCCAACCCACCUAGACCAAAGGAGAAUGAAGAACAGCAGAGACACAAGGAAAAUAUUAGCCCCAGAGACAAAAGGGCCACAUCAGCUUGAGACCAGAAAAACCAGAUGUUGCCUGGCUACCACCAGUGACCUUCCUGACAGGGAAUACAACAGAGAAUCCCUGAUGGAGCAGGAGAAAAGUGGGGUGCAGAACUCAAAUUCUGGUAAAAAGACCAGAGUUAACGGUCUGACUGAGUCUAGAGGAACCCCAGAAGACAUGGCCCCUGGACUCUCUGUUAACCAGAACUGAAGCUAUUCCUGGAGCCAACUCUUCAGACAAAGGUCAGACUGGACUGUAAGACAUAAAAUAAUACUCGUGAAGGGUGUGCUUCUUCUGAGUUCAAGUAGCUAUGCAAGACUAAGCGGGCAGCUCCUGUCCGGAGGCAGGAUGAAAAGGCAGAAAGGGAUAGGAGCUGGUUGAAUGGACAUGGGAAACCUGGGGUGGGAAAGGGGAGUGUGCUGCCACAUUAUAGGGAUUGCAACUAGGAUCACAUAACAAUAUGUGUAUAAAUUUUUAUAUGAGAAACUAACUUGAGCUGUAAACUUUCACCUAAAGCACAAUUAAAAAGAUGAAAGAAAUGCCACAAGUGAGUGGCUUUAACAAACAAAUUUAUUUUCUUACAGUUUAGGAGGCUAGAAGUCCAAAUUCUGAGUGUCAGCUCCAGGGAAAGGCUUCUUUCUGUCGGCUCUGGAGGAAGGGCUUUGUCUUUCUGAGCUUUGGUCCUGGGCGAUCUUCGUGUGGCUUAGCAUCUCUCUUCCCCCAUCUCUGCUUCUGUCCCUUGCUUGUUUAAUCUCUUUUAUAUCUCAAAAGAGAUCGACUCAGGAUACACCGUACACUAAUCCUGCCUCAUUCAUAUAACGAAGGCAGCCCAUUCCCAAAUGGGAUUGUAACGACAGGCAUAGAUGGUAGGAUUUGCAUCACAUAUCUUGGGGGGCACAGUUCAGUCCGUAACAGGUCCCUGUUACCUAUGCUGUCUUCUGCUGUCCGUGCAUUUGCCGUCGUAAUCCUUUGGUUUUAGCAUCAAGUGGAAAUCCAUAAGUGAGCGAAUAACAUAGCAACAAAGGCUAGAAAUGAAACAGGACAUGGGACAUUUUUUCACUAAAAUAAGGAGUGCUGGUGGCACAAUGGUUAAGCGCUCAGCUGCUAACUGAAAGAUUGGCAGUUUGAACCUACCCAGGAGCUUCAGGGGAGAAAGACCUGGUGAUCUGCUCCCGUAAAGAUUACAGCCUAGAAAACCCUAUGGGGCAGUUCCGCUCUGUCGCACGGGGUCACUAUGAGUUGGAAUCGACUCGACAGCACACAACGACAACAAUAAACUAGGAAUCCUCGCCCUCAUAUUACUCCUCUCACCCCAAAAUCGUUUGUGAGUAUUACAAAAGAGAUUUAAAACCAGCUUUUGGCCAUACUCAGUUGAUAUAUUGUUUGAAUUAUUUAUACAAUUUUUAAAUGCUAUUCUGUAAGCCUCACUCUUUGGAAGUCCUUUAUAGAAUAACAGAAAAGCAAAACCAUGUCAUAAGAAAACAUCUGAAUCUUUACAGCACAGCAGAAAUAAAAAUGGGAAUAAGAAAGGACACUUGAUGAAUUCUCUGAUUGUCUUCACUCUGUCAUUGUUCUCAGGAGUGUAGGGAUGGACCUUGAGGAAUACAUUCAGCUAUAGUUGGCUCGUUUUUUUCUAAAUCAUAGAACAUGUCCUGUCAUAAUAUAUGUCCAAGUUAUUUUUUGUUAGCAUUGUAUCCCCAGAAUCUAGCACUAUGCCUAACACAAAGGUUCUCUAUAAAUAUUUUUAAAAGAAGGAAGAAUACAUUUGUCUGUCUGACACGAUAGAUGGAUCCUGCUAGAAUGGGAAAAGUAUAGCACAGAACUUCAUAUUCCCAAAGAAUCCAGACUUACUGGAUCCAUUGUGGCUGGAGGUGCUCCGAGACAACUGCCCUAGCGUGUUCUUCAGACCUUGAAAUGAAAUCACCCCCUGAAGUCAUCUUUAAACAAACAAAAUGAACACUGCAGCUCAAAAAGUAAAGAAUGUCAUCCUUAUGUUUUGUGCUUUUAAAAGAAAAAUUAUACGAGACCAAAAUGGUGACAGUAACUCUGAAGCAUAGAUGAGAAGUUUAGGGGGCAGUGAGUCUAAAUUAACGAGGGUGAGACAACUAGAGCAGAAAUAACCAGAACGCUGACAUAAUGUGAGAGACAUAAGCAAUGUUACUGAACAACAUGUAGAAAUUAUUAAAUGGGAACAUGUUUUAAUGUGUUUUUUUUCCACUAAAAAUUAAAUUUAAAAAGAUGUGUCUGUCUCAGAUGGAUGUGUACUAAGGAUCCCAGUCUGUUUAGCAAGCUGGUUCUUUAAAUUAUUCAAGCUGUUUGGAGCCAGUACAAAAAUAAACAAAUGAAUUUUAUAACCAAAUUAGCGUGGCCUCCCUGAUUUCAUCUUCAGAUGUCUCUGGCAAGCGGACUCGCAGCAUCAUCUCUGCUGCAUUUGGGACUAACAACAGUGAGGCUAGGGUCUGAGCAAGGAUCUUACUAGCCCUGUAGGGACCUUCUUUUCUGGCCUAAUUUUUUUUUUUUGGUUUACAAAUAUUAAUUUCAGAUGACGAGGCCGUGGUCAUUCAGGGCCUGCCCAUGGGCAGCUUUGAUUGCCCUCCUUCCAAAUUUGUAGGUCAGUUUUUCAGAAGUAAAGUUUCCCCGAUAUGGUAAGACAGCACUUUAAACUCAACAGUAUGCCAUUUUAUAUUUAGGUCUCAAGAAGGAACGGCAGAACCAUCUGGUGCGGUUCUCAGAGAGUCAUGAGCUGAACGGACCCUCCUUCUCAGCAUCUUGUAACAUGGUCUCAGGCUUAAACCCUACAGUGUGAAAAUCCUAGGAUAGUGCAGGCUGUAUCAUAAUCUUUAAAAAAGUCAACUGCCGAAAUCCUAUGUCUUGAAAAGGGUCAAUAGCCGCAGUCUGUCUACCUUUACGUGUUCCAUGAAAAUUAUGUUGGAAGGUUAACAUGGAAUUGAAAAACAAAACUAAUUGAGAAAUAAGUAAACGUUUUCUGUGUACCAGCACAAUGGAUUAAGUUACUGUGUUAGAGAUUGGGUAGAUUUUUAAAAACGUGUCCCAUGACUGGGUUAUUAGCUGCAUCGUAGCUUUUCUCUGUUCUCUUUCUGUUAUGUCGUUGUUGUCAGCUGCCCUCAAGCCAGCCCCAGACUCAUGGCAACCCCAUGCACAGCGGAACGAAAUGCUGCCGGUCCUGUGCCAUCCCCAAGGUUUGUUGUGGAAGUGUUCUCAGUGGCUGAUUUUCGGCAGUAGUUCAUCAGGCCUUCCUUCCUAGUCCUUGUUAGUCCAGGAGCUCCUCUGAAACCUGUCUGGCAUCGUAGCAACACUUAAGCCUCCGCUGACAAACGGGUGGCGGCUGCACGUGAGGUCCCUUGGCUGGGAAUUGAACCUGGUCUCCCACGUGGAAGGCAAGAAUUCUAUCACUGAGCCACCACCGCCUCCGUGUAGUAAGUCUCGUUGAGCUGGAGAAGAUAACUCAUUUACUAUUUCUACCACAGAGCGGAAGUAGUGUGCAAGCCCCGUGCUACUUAAUAGCUGUCCCACCAAGAAGACUUGAACCUUCAGGGAGAAAGCCGUUGUCACAUUAACACUUGUUCCUCUACACCCAUGCUUUCGUCUCAAAGGUCCGGGGAGCCAUUUGCAGCAAAGGUGCUUGGAGACUUUGGCUUACCUUCAUUAUAAUUAAUAAGGGGAGCUGACAGGUGAUUGGAAAAUAGGUUAGAUUUGCCACAGCCUGGAAAAUACCAGAGACUCGGUUUUUAUUUGGUGUCCUGAACUUGAAGUUCCAAUUUCUCAAUAUUUUUUAUCUUGCUCUAAUAACUGUGCAAUGCCCUUUCCAGGAGACAUUGUUCACAUUAAUUUCUAAAUCCCUUUGAAAGAUAUUUACACAGACCGUGGAGAUGUAAAAAUGUAAAAUAUAAAAAUAUUGUGCUUUUUCUUUCAUUUGUUAAAAAAUCUAUUUUAGAAUUCCAUAAUCAGACUGAUCUCUGACAAAAAUCUCCAUCACUUUACUAACGAAAGGCAGCGGGGAUUUGAAAUGUAUUUUCACCCUGGGAGAUUAAAAAAAAAAAAAAAAACCUAAUGUUUAAGUGUCAACAGAGGAUUUGAAUAUUGGAUUCAAUUCAAAUACGAAAUUUGUUAAGUAUGAACCCACCGUUUUACUAAACUAAUUACCUUUGUUGUGUACUUCAAGUUUUUCUGAGUAUUCAUUUAUAAAUGUAUGUUUCCUAUAAAUUAUCUAAUUUAAAUAUACCAGCUAGCAGAUGGCCACAUAUAACUUAUUAAAUGCACCAUUUGCUAGCCUUCUAUACAGAGAGGCAAUAGCAUGAUAAAAGCAUACACAAAAUUUAAGGUAUGUCCCGAAUUAAGCCUUAAGUGACUCUGUCCAUUGAAAAAUACGAAAACAAACGGAAAUGAAGAGCCAUCCGUAUGCAACCACGUUUUGAAUAGGAAGAAGCCUGACCCUGGUGCUCUGCCCCUGCUGCACUGCUCCCUGCUGUGUGGCCAUGGUGCUCUGCCCCUGCUGCACUGCUCCCUGCUGUGUGGCCAUUGUGAGCAGACCUCAGUCUUGGCCUGUGCUUAUAGAGAGAUUUAUACAUGGCUCCCUUAGGCAUAAUAGGGACCACGACAGUCAUCCUGGUCUGCACCUAACUUUUUUUUCCUGAUUGUAUAUCUUGGGUAUCUUCCCAAAGUCAUACAUCUAUAUUUGCCUCAUUCUUUUUAAAACCAGGAGCCCUGGUAGUGCAGUACUUAUGCACUCAGCUGUUAACCAAAAGGUCAGUGGUUUGAACUCACCCAGCAGCUCCACGGGAGAAAGACCUGGCAACCGCCUAGGAAAGCCCAUGGGGAAGUUCUGCUCGGUGACAUGGGGUCUCUACGAGGUGGAAUCGACUCAGCAGCGGUAACAACAGAUUCCUGAAAGCGGAAUGACUAGGUCAUAGGGUAUUCAUCUUUCCCAUGACCCUGGCUAAAUUCUGUACCCAAACAAACUGUGAGCAUAAUAAAAUGGCUUUCUACCUCACAGAGUUUUGGGUUGUUGCCCGUUAGUCACCAGAACCCUAGCCCUCCUGAGUCCCCGAAAAUCUGGUUGAGCCCCAUGCUGAUGACUACUGAUGAUGACAGAGGACCGCUCAAAGCCGGUGACUGCCGCGUCAGUAGAGAUGCCAUAUGGCGGGUGCUGUGAAUGCGAAUUAUAGAGUUGAACCUUGGUUUUGGCAAGCUUCUCUGCUUCCUGACCCUCUGUUUCAUGAUAUGGUAAAUGGGAGCAGUGAUUCCUACUUGCAGAGUUCCUGUGUGGAUUAAAGUUGAUGUGUGUAAAGCACAGCACAGUGCUAGCACCGAACCAGAAGUAAUAAAAAAUAAUGAUAUGAUUUCCUGAUUUUUCUUACCUGUCAUUUUGCUUAUCAGAAUGAAGCUUUAUCGCAUCAUGAGUGGUUUUCUUAUUUUAUGAAGGAGAUACACAAGUAAACCACGUGUAACUUCAAGCAAAGUUAGAAAGACAAACUUGUAAGAGCGUUUAGCUUAGAUGAUAAAUGCGGUUAGAACAUGAGAAAGCCGUGUAAACACACCCAGGUCGUUUGGUGCCUUCAGGUGGGAGUGGGCACGCCCUUCAGAGCCACCGUGAGUAACACCGAAUGAGCUGUAGUCAUCAAAACACUGAGAAUUAAAAAAGAAAAUUAAUCCCCAAAGGAAAUCACUGUAGAUCUCAUUAGUCCAGGAAGAACCUACCUUAGGACUUUAAUUAAAAGUAACAUUAAUUCCAAAUAAAUGAGUGCUGGCAGUUUUCUGCAGAAUUCAUGAUCUCAGUUCUGCUAAGUGUUCUUAUAUUACCGUGCAGACAUCAUUAAUCUCGUGUGAGAUGCCCUCCAGUCUGACGGCCUUAUGGCACUGGGGCGACUUCUUGCCGAAGCCUUCUUAUCUUUACUGAAGAGCUAUAAUUCAUGCAGAUGCUUGGUGUGAAGAGAUCUGGGCAGUCAGAGACGCCUUCGGAGGUCCACAGUGGCACUUCAUCAACUUAGAAAGCAUCUCCUGAGGACUUGGCUCUCAGAUGGAGCUCAGUAUCACCAUCGAAUUCGCAGGGGUUAUUUUAUUAUUUUAUUUAUGUAUUCCUACAAAUCUUUGCUCCAGGCAAGCAUCAGGUGUUUUACAAAAAUUCUCACAACCAGAUAAAAUAGAAAUUUUCAACAAGUCGAUGAAGAAAAUGAGGCGAAGGAGAGACUGAGUAGAAAGGCAAGAUGGAGUGAGGCUAAUGCCCAAAAUGCGUGCCAUAAAUUCUGUGAGGUCAUCUACCUUAUGGCUUGUUGGCUGAUUGUUGGCUUAUGUUUCAAGUCUCGUAUACUGGUUAAGUCAGAAUUUUGUUCCGUGCCCAUUCUGAUUAUCGUCUGUGUAGUUUAGUAAUAGACACUGUUAUGGAUUGAAUCGUGUCCCCAAAAAGAUAAGUUGAAGCCCUAACCCCUGUAACUGUGAACAUGACCUUGUCUGAAGAAAAAGUUUUUCUUUUACCAGUUGGGUCAAACGAGGUCAUACCUGAUUAGGGUGGGUACUAGUCCUAAUCCCUCCAAGUGGUGUUUUAUAAAAAGGGACUGACCACACGCGGGGGAGAGACCAGGUGAGGAUCCAUCUACAAGCCAAGGAACACCCAGAGAUAUGGACAAGGAAGGACGCUCCACUAGAGCUGAUGCCCUAAUUGGGACUUCUAGCCUCCAAAACUUUUAAACAAUAAAUUACUAUUCUUUAAAGCCACCUACUUUGUGGUAUUUUUUUAUGAUAACCCUGGGAAGCUAAGAUAAGAAAAAAAAAUUUUUUUUUUGAUAGAUAAAUAAAAUUCUUUUCUAAGCACCGUGAGUACAUGCCCAGUCUGAACAGAAACCAAAAUGGUUUGAAGGGUGUCUUAGUCAUCUAGUGCUGCUAUAACAGAAAUACUAUAAGUGGUUGCCUUUAACAAAUACAAAUUUAUUCUCUCACAGUUUAGAAGGCUAGAAGUCCAAAUUCAGGGCACCACCUCCAGGGGAAGCUUUCUCUCUGUUUCUCUGGGAAAAGAUCCUUAUUCCUUGAUUCUCUGGCAAUCUUCUUGUGUUAUGGUGUCUAUCUUCUUCCAUCUCUGUUCCCUCACUUGCUUGUUGAAUCUUUUAUUUCUUGAGAGAGAUUGAUUUAAGACACACCCUACAUGGAUCCUCUCUCACUAAGACAACCCAUUGCCAAAUGUUAUUAAAACCACAAACAUAGAGUUUAGAAUUUACAACACAUAUUAUGGGGGACACAAUUUAAUCCAUAACAAAGGGGAAAAAAUAAGGCCAAUCAUUUUCUAGAAAUGUCACCUAGUGAGCUUUUUAUUUAAAACCUGUGGCACUAUGGCAGGUGACAAAGCAAAUAUCAAAGGAAAAAAAAAUCUUGGAAACAACCAAUUACAUUUAACAGAGUCCUUUAAUGGAUAUAUGGUUUUUGAUAUCUUAUGGCAUACAUUAUUAGAGUCUAAUUUUGCCAAACCUAUGCAGGGAGGACAGUCUUCAAGAAAUAGCAACUUGGAAUACAAGCAUUUUAGAGGACAAGGCAAGACGAUUUCAAGUCCACUCGAAGACUGAACAUAAUCAGAAAGCAGCAGCCACCAAAAAGGAGAACUUAACGUUGGAAAAUUCCCUCCGUGAACUCAAAUUUUCCUCGGAUUUUUACUUCGCCAGAUGAAACACUUGCUGUAGAGAGGGUGCUAUCUCAAAAGGAAAGGUAUGGUAUUGGCAUUUAGGGCAGGACAAUUCUGUGGUGUGCUGGAGUGCGCCACACUUAGCGACAUUUUUAGCAUCCCUGGUCUCCACCAGUGAGGGGAAUAGGGAGCCUUAAGGGACACAGCCUGGCUGGCAGCCAACUAUGCCUUGGCAUUGUCUCCCUGGGGAAUGAGGGGUGCUCCCGAUGGAAUGGGAGCCCAGAAUAUAGAUUAAGUUGUAAGAAAAUAAAAUUACAUUCCUUGCUUAAAAGUUUGUAGAUAGAGCUUGGUACUCAUUAACUCCUGUCUAGCGGAAAGAAUUCAGGGUUGGGAAUAGGGCUGCUGUGGACGAAGGAGCAACACCGAAGGUGGCACCAUUCCUAGAAUUCAUACAUUGUUGAUUCGUAUACUUAUUAAGAGAAUUUUUCCCAUGAGUGGAAGUAUCUUAAAGGAGAGGCAUUUUUUUCUAACUUGAAAAAAGGUACCCUAUGGAUUAGAGGCAGCCCUGACAGAGGGUUUGAAGAGCUUGGGACUUAUGGUUUUAUUAGACAAGUCGCUCAAUCUCUAGGGGCCAUUUCCCCAAAAGGGUAUAAAGCCAACCUGUUAGAAGACUGGUAAGGCAGCUGGCUGGAAAGAAGGUAAACACUGAAAAGAAAUGAAUCAUACCUCUUAGAGAAAAUGGGUAUAGCAGGUAACUUCAAAUUAAAAAAAAAUUUUUUUGAAAGAUUUUGGGGUUAAGACAGAUCCCCAAACAUAGUGCCUGAGGCCCUUAAUACUUCAGUCAUUUUUCCCCCACCCCAGGCCUAAAAAAAUACCUAACAUUUUUAUUAAGUAGUAAGAUCCAAACAACUGUUUAUAUCCUGAAAACUCAUUAGUCUUUUUAAAAAAAAUAAUAUACCUAAAUUGAAAGAAAAAAAUAUUUGUAUAUCAUUCUUAAAUAACCGCUUAGUAAUGGGUGUGUCAAUAAACAUCAAUAAAACAGAGGUAAACAUCUUUCUAGUAUUCUCUGCUUUCAGCCAGGAUCCAUCUGACAUCAGCAAUGAUAUCCCUGGUUCCACGUCCUCUUCUGAAACCGGCCUGAAUUUCUGGCAGUUCCCUGUCGAUAUACUGCUGCAGCCAUUUUUGAGUGAUUAUGCAAAGGCAUUCGAUUGUGUGGAUCAUAACAAACUACAGAUAACACUGCGAAGAACAGGAAUUCCAGAACACUUAAUUGUGCUCAUGAGGAACCUUUACAUAGAUCAAGAGGCAGUUGUUCGGAUAGAACAAGGGGAUACUGAUUGGUUUAAAGUCAGGAAAGGCGUGCGUCAGGUUUGUAUUCUUUCACCAUACCUAUUUAAUCUGUAUGCUGAACAGAUAAUACCAGAAGCUGGACUAUAUGAAGAAGAACGGGGCAUCAGGAUUGGAGGAAGACUGAUUAACAGCCUGUGUUAUGCACCUGACACAACUUUGCUUGCUGAAACUGAAGAGGACUUGAAGCACUUACUAAUGAAGAUCAAAGACCACAGCCUUCAGUAUGGAUUACACCUCAACAUAAAGAAAACAAAAAUCCUCACAACUGGACCAAUGAGCAACAUCAUGAUAAAUGGAGAAAAGAUUGAAGUUGUCAAGGAUUUCAUUUUACUUGGAUCCACAAUCAACAGCCAUGGAAGCAGCAGUCAAGAAAUCAAAAGACGCAUUGCAUUGGGCAAAUCUGCUGCAAAGGACCUCUUCAAAGUGUUGAAGAGCAAAGAUGUCACCCCGAAGACUAAGGUGCGCCUGACCCAAGCCACGGUAUUUUCAAUCACAUCGUAUGCCCGUGAAAGCUGGACAACAAAUAAGGAAGACCAAAGAAGAGUUGACGCCUUUGAAUUGUGGUGUUGGCGAAGAAUAUUGAAUAUACCAUGGGCUGCCAAAAGAACAAACAAAUCUAUCUUAGAAGAAGUACAGCCAGAAUGCUCCUUAGAAGCAAGGAUGGCGAGACUGCGUCUUACAUACUUGGACAUGUUGUCAGGAGUGAUCAGUCCCUGGAGAAGGACAUCAUGCUUGGCAGAGUACAGGGUCAGUGGAAAAGAGGAAGACCCUCAACAAGGUGGAUUGACACAGUGGCUGCAACAAUGAGCUCAAGCAUAACAACGAUUGUAAGAAUGGCGCAGGACCGGGCAGUGUUUCGUUCUGUUGUGCACGGGGUCGCUACAAGUCGGAACCGACUCGACGGCACCUAACAACAACAACAACAAUGGGUGUGUGCCAGUCAAGUGCUGCACAACUCCUCAAACCUUGGAAACAGAUCGAAGGCUGCCGCCCUUGUUUCUUGGUCCACAUUGGGUUUUGUGAGGUGGUGCCAUCGAGUGACUUUUGACUCAUAGUGACCCCAUGUCAGCAGAAGUGCCCAUAGGGUUUUUUAGGCUGUGACAUGUACCAGGGUGGAUCGCCGGGUCUUUCUCCCAUGGGGUCGCUGGGUAAGUUUGAACCACCAAUCUUUAUGUUAGUAGCUGAGUGCUUAACUGUUGCAUUACUGCAAUUUUCAAACAUUUCCUAAAGAUAUGGCAUCGUCUAAGGAAAUGCAGCUCAAUCUAAUAUUGAAAGCGUGAACUACCUCAAGCUAGUGCUUUGCACAGAUGUCGAGUUUCUCUUUCUCUCAAAAACAUUAAAUCCCAUGAUGCCCCUGAGUCUUACUCCUAGAGUGCCUCAGCACACAGUUUUAGGAAAAAGAGACUCUAGACACGCUGAAAUUAGCUGUGGAAAAGACAUUUAUGAUAGCCUGACGCAAUCACUCUAGAGAGCUAUAAUUAAGUUACAAGUCCAGCACUCAUAAGCUUGUUUGAUAAUGACUUCAAAAGCAUUUUGAAAAUUCUGAAGUGUUGUAGCAACAAUAAUUGAAGAAUUAGCUGGUGAAAGAGCUGUCAGCUAGAAUGCAAACUCUAAGAGGGUCAGGAGCGUUGUAUCCUCAAUGCCCAGAAUGUUGUUGUUAGGUGCCAUCAAGUUGGUUCCAACUCAUAGCAACUCUAUGUACAACAGAACAAAACCCUGCCCAGUCCUGUGCCAUCCUCACAGUCAUUGUUAGGCUUGAGCCCAUUGUUGCAGUCGCUGUGUCAACCCAUCUCGUUGAGGGUCUUCCUCUCUUUCACUGACUCUCUACCAACCAUGAUGUCCUCCAGGGACUGGUUCCUUCUGAUAACAAGUCCAAAGUAUGUGAGACGUAGUCUUGCCAUCCUUGCUUCUAAGGAGCAUUCUGGUUGUACUUCUUCCAAGACAGAUUGGUUGUUCUUUUGGCAGUCUAUGAUAUAUUCAAUAUUCUUCUCCCACACCACAGUUCAAAGGUGUCAAUUCUUCUUUGGUCUUCCUUACUCAUGGUCCAGCUUCUGCAUAUAUGUGAACAAAAAAAACCAAACCCAUUGCCGUAGAGCUGAUUCUAACUCAUAGCGUUCAGAGGCUCCUGCCUAACUUAUGCUGUACUAAAGCUGUCACUUUUUAACAGUGUAAUUCUAAGAAAAAUUCCUAUGGGAAAUAAGAAAUGAAAAUGUCUCACAAAUUAUUUUAUUUUGCCUUAAUCCACAACUGUUUUAAUGCUAUCAUUAUCACCAAUAAGUUAUUACAUUUAACUUUAAGGCCUUUUUUUUUAUUGUUUUUUAAGUGUGGCCUCCUUAAUGUCUUAUUCUCAUACUGUAGGAUCUCUAUGAGUCGGAAUUGACUGGAUGGCAACGGAUUUGGUUUUGGCUUUUUAUACUAUUUUAAACAGCAAAUAAUUUCUGACCUUUUAAAAUAAUUUUGCCUUGAAACUGCAGCCGAGGCUAGGAAAACUAAGUUAGGACUCUCCUGAUAAUGUGCAUGCCCUCUGAGUUUCAUGGUAAGGCCUGAGGAGAGGCAAAUAUCCUAUUCUCUGCAAGAGCUAUGCCAUCUUAAUUUGGGCUGUGAAGUCUGCUCUACCUCAUGCCCCAGUCUCAGGGGAAGUUGGCUGCCAGAGAACUUGGCUAAAGGAUCGAAUUUCAGGCUCCCAAAAUAACCCACAAGUACUCCUGCUGCCACCUCCAAAUCAGGCUUUGCACGCUUCUUCACGCUGGCAGAGUGCCACCCUCUGGCCAGAUCCCAGGAGGCCUUGAUGGACCAUGGAUGCCCCUCCAUCUCCACUGGACAGCCCCCUAGAGCAAGCUGGGGAGCCCACAGAAUUGAAGGUGGGCAUGCAGGGGCAUUUUCUCUCUUACACCUUUGUCAUUCUCUUUUCUUUAUCUCCUCCUUUUCUUCUCCCAGUUUCUCCUCCACCUGUUCUCUGGCCCUGGCAGGCCUCCGGACAAUGUUUUCCAAAACUCGGUAAUUUGUGUACCGCUGUCAUACUUAUUUUAUUCCCAUGUCCAAAUUCCCCUUGUACUAUUUCUUUGAAUUAGCUCUUUUCCACUUAAAAAAGGCUAUCGAUUUUUUUUAUUAAUGUACAGAGCUGCUUUAAAUUUAAAACCAGUUCCACUUGCCAUAAAUAAAAACCAGUUGCCAUUGAGUUGAUUCCGACUCAUGGCGACCCCAUGUGUGUCAGAGCAGAACUGCUGCACAGGGUUUUCAACCACUGAUUUUCUAGAAGUACAUCACCAGGUCUUUCUUCGGAGGCACCUCUAAGUAGAUUUGAACCGCCGGCCUUACAGUUUGAAGCUGAGCACUGUCAACUGUUAGCAACAUCCAGACACUUCUGCCAUAAAUACAAUACAAUGGAAAUAAAAAUAUAUAGCAAUUGAAUUUUAACUGGAUAUAGCUGUUUGCUACAGGCCCUGUGCCUGAGUCCCGCUCUGUUAAAUAGGAACGUUGGAGAGAUGUUAGACAUAAACGGCAUCAACAUGAGACUCGCUCCAUGAAAUAGUGAGACAAGGGAAGAGGACUGAGAAGAGAGCAACUGUCUGACUUAUUUUUUAAUGCCAUGUCUGCAUAUUACUUAAAUGCUUCCAACUUUGGGAAGCAUUGCUUUGAGUUUUCGACUCACAAAAUAUUUGUGUUGAAAUUUGAUAGGCCUCAUCGCCUUUCUUUAAAGCAUUGAACACAUUGUUGGCGAAGUAUACUCCAAAACUUUUUGUACAUUUUUUUCUCAUUACUUGUCCGCCACUUUUGACCAACCACCACAGAGUGUUUCGGAUGUAAGACCCCUUCCCGAGUAUCACAGAACAUGGCCGGUGGAUGGGGCUUUGCGGAUCGUCCAAAUUUCUGCCCAACUCCCUGUUCCGAAAAGAGGCUUGGAGACUGGAGCCGAGGGCGACUUUCCCAAGGUCAUACAGAGGGCACUCUAACGUUUGGGUGCGUGAAACCCAGAGCACCAGCCUUCCCAUCCCUCAGGGGGCUUCGUGAAGGGUGACCCAGCCGACGCCUGGCCAGAGCCUCGCCGCCUCUGUUGAGCUCCGUUGUCAUGGCAGCGGCGCAUUGUUCCCGCCCCCUCUUGGUGAC